GUGAAGUGGUGUAGUGCAUGAAGUGUAGUCUCAUCUCCAGUCUUGUCAGUCUUGUUUUCUAUUAAAAUCCAACACAGUAUGCAGCUUGAAUUACAGGGUUUUAUAAAUUUGUUCAACUCUUUGAACAGCAGCACACGUGUUGCAGCACAGGCUUUAUGGUGGUCUCCUAACCUGUGUCCGGAGCCUGAACACGCGGAUGUGGUGAGGUUCAGUUUGAAACAGGAAACAGCAUUUUCUCGCCCUGUACUUUUUAUCAGACUUUUAGCUGAGACUGGAAGUAAGUGCAACAGGAUGGGCGCACGCUAACACGCUGUUUAAGAAGGAAUCUCCAGUGUCAGCGCUUUUCAAAUCAGUUCUAAUUCCUCCAUGGGAAAAUCUUGAGAGCAGAGGUCAUUUGGUUCCUUCGUAACAUGACAAGCUGCAAUUUUUUUGUCUUCUAAACGUCAAGAGAAGGAAAAUAGAGGCUGCUAUGAUUGAGGUCACCAGUCAGCAAGGUGCUAUCCUCGCCUUCCUAUCUCUGUCCACCGUGGUCUUCAUCUGUGCUCUCUGCGUAUGCUGUAGAAAGAAAUCUUUGAUUGUACAGGAGAAUAACCAACUUUAUAUUCCACAAAUACUUCACAGAGAGGGGAGCAGGUUUGCUGUGACAAGGUCAAAAACAGUGACGAAUGCUAACCAGAUCAGCUCAAAUCUGUCUCAGAGUUCAGGGAAUGUUGCACACACAUCUAAUAGCCAGCUAGAGUCAGCUGUCCCGGACCUCGAGGGCAGUUACCAGAACGUUUCAAAGCCAGCAAAUCAUGGAAUUAUGGAUGCCACUUAUGUAGACCCAAUAGCAACACCACCGAAUAAUAACAGUGCUCUUGAUAGUGAAUAUGCAAAUAUUUAUCGACCGGAAGACAUCGAUCAUGACUCAUCAGAAGAUUAUGAAAACACAGAAUUCCUGCAAAAGCACCAAAUAGAUGAUAAUGAUGAGUCAGAUUACGUCAACGUAGAACCAAACUAACUAACUAACUGUUAAUCAAGGUAGAUGAAAUAUCUAUUGGAAUGGAUUGACUUGUUUAAUAGCACAAAAAAACAUUGCAUUGUAAACUAAUAUAAUGUUUCAUGGACUUGUGUGAACUUUUAGAGAAGUUAUUCAUGUAAUAAAGGCUCGUGUCACUGUGAAGUGUACGCAAAUUUCUUUUUGUAGAAUUUAAUGUUUUAAGUGCUUGUACACUAAAAAUGAAAUGAUCUUGAUUUUGGUUGUUUUGUUAUAAUGAGCGUUUUCUUACAUUUCUCAUAUUACAUUGUUAGAUUUAAUUAUAUGUAUAUUAUUUCAAUAUUUUAUUAUGUGAUGUAAUCAUCUGUAAUUUUCCUGCACAAAGAAUUCCCUAGUUUUCCCCUUGAUGUAUAUAAUUACUAUUAAUCACCACAACAGCUGAAAACAAAUGUUGGGAUUUAAAAAUAAAUGUUAAACACUGAUUUUAAAACUGUAUAUUUCUGAUAGGGUUAGAUUUUUGACUGCAUUUCUGCCAUCUCAAUUUCUAUUUUUAUAUUUUGUCAAUUUUUGCUUUCAUAUCUGAACCUAAAGAUGUGUGAACAUUUACGUCCUUUAAUUAGAAUAAUAUACAGAAUUAAAAUUAGCACAACUUAAUAGCAGAAUGUCGCUGCAAUGAAAUUAAAUCAAGAACCUUGGAGAAACUUUUUGCAUGAAUAAAGUAGCUAAAUUGUAGACGUUAUGAUUUUCCAACUUCUCUGAAAUAUCCUCAGCUUCAUUAAACUAACCAAUGCAUAUCUAAUUACACUUAAAAAAAAACAAAACAAAACUUUUAUAGCUUCUCCAGACUUGUUAGCCAAUUACUGACUCACUUCCAAGCAAUUAUCACCACAACUUAUUCUAGCUAAACUAAUCCAGACCCAAAUUAACCAGAUUUAGCACUACUAGUAAAUCUUGAGGAUUAAUUUUUUUAUUGCAGCAUCCUGCUCAGCUUGCCCUCAAUUCUUUCACCUUGCAGGCAUGUGGUAUAGUAUGAGUACAGGGUAAGGAAAAACUAGAAAAGUAAUACAAAUGGUCAAAUGAAUGGAGGGGAAAAAUGACCAUUAUAAUGACCUUUUGAUGUAAGCAACGGACUAAUUAUGAGAGAAAUGUAAAGAUUUAAUUUUUAACUAUAUUUCAGAUGUGUAUCAGACAAUUCAUUCUAAGCGGUCACUGGUUAAAGAG
Hemibagrus wyckioides is the source of this 2197-nucleotide messenger RNA. RefSeq names its product LAT2 domain-containing protein. The transcript is spliced from 13 exons. The record is from RefSeq and is a predicted model, not a curated record. The coding region runs from base 470 to 1000 and encodes 176 amino acids. Lineage: Eukaryota; Metazoa; Chordata; Actinopteri; Siluriformes; Bagridae.